GGUGUGUUUGGCAAAUACAUCCUGAGUUAACAACAACAAAGUGAAAAUGAUGAAUAAAUCAUGCACAACUAUUGCAUGUCUUUGGCUUACGAGUUUCUUCAUUUUGAGUGUAGCUAUACCUAUGAGGCCCCAAUUGACCCCAGAUUUUUACAGCACAACAUGCCCUGAUCUUUGGAAUAUAGUUAGGAAUGAGGUUUUGAAUGCAAUGAAAGAUGAGAUUCGAAUAGCUGCUUCUUUGCUUCGCCUUCACUUUCAUGAUUGCUUUGUAAAUGGUUGUGAUGGUUCAAUUCUGCUAGAUGGAGACGAAGAUAGUGAGAAAUUUGCUACACCUAACUUGAAUUCUGCUAGAGGAUUUGAAGUGAUAGAUAAAAUAAAAAAUUCAGUGGAGCGUUCAUGUAGUGGAGUUGUGUCAUGUGCUGAUAUAUUAGCCAUAGCUGCCAGAGAUUCUGUUCUCCUAAGUGGGGGUCCUUUUUGGUACGUUAACCAAGGACGCAGAGAUGGAUUGGUCUCAAACAAGACUCUGGCAAAUCUUGCAAUUCCUUCUCCUUUUGACACACUAGAUACUAUUAUUUCUAAGUUUGACAACGUUGGUCUUAAUCUCAAAGAUCUUGUUACUUUAUCAGGUGCCCACACAAUUGGACGUGCAAGGUGCACAUUUUUUAGCAAUAGAUUAUUCAACUUCUCUGGAACAGAAGAACCAGACAGUACCUUAGAAACUGAAAUGCUAAUUGAAUUACAAAAUUUGUGUCCACAAAAUGAAGAUGGAAACACAACUACUGUUCUAGACUCUAACUCAGAUGAUUUGUUUGAUAAUCAUUACUUCAACAAUUUACAAUAUGGAAAGGGUCUUCUUAGUUCUGACCAGAUUCUAUUUUCUAGUGAUGAUGAUGAGACAACUUCAACUACUAAAAAUUUGGUCCAAUAUUAUAGUCAUAAUCAAAGAAUUUUCUUUAUGGAAUUUGCAUAUGCUAUGGCCAAAAUGGGGAAUAUUAAUCCACUUGUUGGUUUUGAGGGAGAGAUUAGGAAGGAUUGUAGAGUGGUUAAUUCUCAAUGAUGUAUUUUAUGGACAAAUACAAGAGCUAGGAAACAAAUGAAGCAUUGCAAAUACUUCUUCCAAUAAUUGGAUCAGUAAAAUAUAUCAACUUUUGUCGAUUAAA
Molecule: messenger RNA, 1157 nt
Organism: Cicer arietinum (chickpea)
Lineage: Eukaryota; Viridiplantae; Streptophyta; Magnoliopsida; Fabales; Fabaceae
Product: peroxidase N-like
Biological process (GO): hydrogen peroxide catabolic process; response to oxidative stress
Molecular function (GO): peroxidase activity; heme binding
Source: RefSeq, a predicted model, not a curated record